Lactuca sativa (garden lettuce) is the source of this 477-nucleotide messenger RNA. The record is from RefSeq and is a predicted model, not a curated record. NCBI's taxonomy places the organism in Eukaryota, Viridiplantae, Streptophyta, Magnoliopsida, Asterales, Asteraceae.
AUGAAGAAUCUACUUGUAAAGUUUGGGAUGGUGGGAGACUCAAAAGGGAAGGUUCCAAUCGCAUUCAGAAUGAAACUUACUUCUUCUUUGGAUAAAUCGGUUGCAGACAUGACACUCUAUCGUAAAAUGAUAGGUUCCUUAAUAUAUUUAACUGCAAGUGAUCCAGAUAUUAUGUUUUCUGAUUGCUAUUGUUCUAGGUUUCAAGCUAAUUCUCGAGAACCAUACAUGACAGCAGUCAAAAACAUUUUCAGGUAUCUAAAGCAAACGUCUUCACUUGGAAUAUGGUACCCUUCGCAUUCUAGCUUGUUUGUACAAGCUUUUUUGGAUGCUAAUCUUGGAGGAUGUGGGUUAGAUAGGACAAGUACAACUGGAGGAUGCAAAUUUCUCGAUGGAAAACUUGUCUGUUGGCAAUCCAAGAAGCAAACAUGUGUGUCUCUAUCAACAGCUGAAGCUGAGUAUAUAGUAGCUGCCUCAUGA